Erythranthe guttata (spotted monkey flower) is the source of this 474-nucleotide messenger RNA. RefSeq names its product large ribosomal RNA subunit accumulation protein YCED homolog 1, chloroplastic. The record is from RefSeq and is a predicted model, not a curated record. Lineage: Eukaryota; Viridiplantae; Streptophyta; Magnoliopsida; Lamiales; Phrymaceae.
AUGUUACUCGGAGGACAGAAAUUGAGGCUCGACGGAAUUGUUCGAACUGUCAUUUCUCUUAAUUGCAACAGGUGUGACGAACCAGCUGCGCAGAGUAUCUACUCCGAUUUCUCACUUUUACUGUGUGAAGAACCCCUCCAAGAAUCCGAUACCAUAAACUUGGGUACGAUUUUCGGAGACGAGAAAUUAAAAAGCGUUGAAGCAGAAGACAGUGAUGAUAGCUUAAUCGACUUAGACGAUCAGUUAUAUUUUCCUCCAGACGAAAAAGUGGUCGAUAUUUCGAAGAAUAUAAGAGACCUUAUACAUGUGGAGAUCACCAUUACAGCUCUGUGUGGUCCUAAUUGUAGAGGAUUAUGCCUCGAUUGCGGCACUAAUCUCAACAUUAGUAAGUGUAUCUGUGGGAAGAAGAAGGUUCACGAAAAAGGCUACGGUGGGCCCCUCCGAGAUUUGAGAGAGCAAAUGCAGCAAACAUAA